AUGGCUUACCUGAAUUCUCAUCCAUAUUCACCUGAAUAUGAAUAUCCUGUAUUCAGCGACCUCACCAAUCAAGGGAUGACUGGAGAAACCAGUGAAGACACCAACAAGUUCGAGUUCUCUCAGAAUGCGUCAGCGGAGAGUUCUGGUGUCAAUAGAAAGCGGAAGACAUCGAAUUCGGAGAGUCAUCUUAACCCAGCGAAGUUCACAUUGCUUGAAAGUUCUCCGAGCCAAAACCUUGGUGACACGACGCAUGGAGUACGGUACCAAGCACCGCCAUUGGAUUCAAUGUAUCAGGUCCCUACUCUUGGCUUCUAUGCUGAUACGUGGAAUCAGCCACCGCCGCCGCAGUUCCACCAACAACAUCCACAGAUGCCACUUCCCCAGAUGCAUCACGAGCAACCACUCCAGCUGUAUCCCCUCGAUGGCUAUUAUCAACAGCCGGAAUCAGCUCGAACCCCUCCGAUGACCGAACAGCAGGAAUACACCUUGUUGUCGCUGCAGACACCGGUAGAUAUUCGGCAACCGCCGGGAGGAUCGUUGAUGUAUACUCCACUAUCCGAUGUGUCGUCGACGACGAUGUUCCAAGCAUCACAUCAAGGCGGGUCACCAGGGAACAAUGGCUUUGCGCCUACUUCGUCAGAUAGGCCGACGGUGACGAAUGAUGUGUUCAAUUCGACAGAGCAACGAGCGGUAGUCCCAGCACAGCAGAAACAGAAAAAAGGGAUGAAAGUUAUCGAUGGCUCGGACAUUCUAACAGUUUCGGAAUUCUACUCUCAUGGAAAUGCUGCUACGAUUUUGAAAACAUUUGCCACGCAUUAUCCGGAUGGAAAUAACCCAGUCAUGGAGGUCGAUGGACGUCUCCCAGCAGUUGGAUGCCGAUCCAAGUAUACCGUCACUGUGGACGAGAUCAGAAGACGUGUCGGCGCGCCAGAGUUUUUGAAUAUCAGCGGCUUGUACACGUUCUUAAGAAAAUCGAAAAAGAAGGCCAACAAUGUCAACGUGAAAAAGAUGCUGGACGACCACGAUAUAAAGGUGCUCAAGAUGCAGCGUCAGAAAGUGGCGACACGUUUUUCGCCAAUGUUGGAAGAGGAGUGUCUUCAUAUGGCGAAGGAUCUCGAGAAGCUCACUGAGCGAUUCUUCCCAAUUAUGACGGUUUCUCACCAGUUGGUCCACGACCUGUUGAACAAGAACACUUUGGAGAAGACGGUUGGAUACUUGAAGAGUACUUUGGCCAUAAUCGAUUUCAUCAUCAAUUCUCUUCAAGCUCGCCAGCCAAAGGUCCAUGGAAUGCAGGAGAAGCUGAAGGGAAACAAGGUGGACGUCAGCUAUCAUCUCUUCUCGGUUCUCACACAUGGCUUUGGUCACGCGAACUCUCUCAAUCACUACAAGCUCUAUCGUGGAAUCUUCGAACGAGCACUUCUCAUGUGCACACAAAUCCAGCACGGAAAGAAGAUCGAGCCGAUAAAGGAGCUUCGUCCUGGAGAGAAGCCGUUCGCAUUGAUGAGACCGGAUGCCUACGCUAGAUGGCAAAAAGAUGUGUACAUCGAGAAGGAGAAAAAUCGCAUGAUGGCGACGUACCAUGAUUAUCAAAAUCAUCAGAAAACGAUGCAGCAUCAGAAUCAGAUGCCGACGACUUCAAGCGGAUAA
This is a messenger RNA of Caenorhabditis remanei, 1647 nucleotides long. RefSeq lists its product as uncharacterized. NCBI's taxonomy places the organism in Eukaryota, Metazoa, Nematoda, Chromadorea, Rhabditida, Rhabditidae. Gene Ontology annotation, biological process: anatomical structure development; regulation of transcription by RNA polymerase II; regulation of cell population proliferation. Gene Ontology annotation, molecular function: RNA polymerase II transcription regulatory region sequence-specific DNA binding; DNA-binding transcription factor activity, RNA polymerase II-specific. The transcript is spliced from 3 exons. The record is from RefSeq and is a predicted model, not a curated record. Gene Ontology annotation, cellular component: nucleus. The coding region runs from base 1 to 1647 and encodes 548 amino acids.